Rhizopus microsporus ATCC 52813 is the source of this 739-nucleotide messenger RNA. RefSeq lists its product as uncharacterized. NCBI's taxonomy places the organism in Eukaryota, Fungi, Mucoromycota, Mucoromycetes, Mucorales, Rhizopodaceae. Bases 29 to 478 code for a protein of 149 amino acids. The record is from RefSeq and is a predicted model, not a curated record. The transcript has a single exon.
CAAAUAAUAACAAGCUAAAUACAACAUCAUGCAGCGUUUAUACAGCAUGCGCGUGCAACUGCUGCAAUCUAUGAUUAACAAACUACGUGAUCGAUGUCUGGCAAGAAAAGCUUAUGUCUCACCGCGGCAUAGCGCAUCUAUGCCUUUAAACAAACGUGAUGAGAAAGCUGAUAGCCAGUUGAAGGCCGAUAUGUGGAGCCACUGCGCCAGGACGACGCAAGAUCUAUUACAUCGGCUGCGUACCAAUAUGAAAUCCAUCCGAUUAGUGGUAAUUGACUAUGCUGGCUUUUCAACUGAUUUUGGUGAUGUACAAUUUUUGUUCAACGCGUACAAGCAAGCUGUGGAGAUUGUGGUGGAUAUAGAAUUUUCGUUUGAUAUGACUUCAAGAUCUGAUAUAUUGAAUGACAACGGCGUAUCCAACAAGUUCAACUGUCGCAUUGGUCAACGGAAGCGUAGCCGAAGUUUGAUUACCAAUUAAUAUUCUUGUGUUCAGCUUAUUCCUCUACUUCUUCAUACUCUUUCUAUCCAUGUCCCAUACGCUUACGUUGUCCAUGUAGGUACUGUACGUACGUGUACAUAUUAUGACUUAUCAUAUACCUUUGCCUUUCCAAUUCUACUCAGUUGGCCUUUUGCUAUUGUUAAUUGUGUAGAUUGGUUCCUCCGUAUAUCUAUAGAUUCUUCCAUAACUCUUGAAUAAACCAAUAUCAUCUCUUUUCUAAAGUUUGGGAAACGCUGAACG